GCGCGGCGUGCGGCAUGUCCAGUCACAGCCGGGAGUCAGUGUAGCUUCUAAAUGCUACGGCGCAGAUGCUGUGAGGUGAAAUGGCUCUUCUCCGACUGAGAAACGCCAAGGGUUCGAACGCCUCGGAGAUAGAGAGGAAAAUCAAAAGGGGUAAUGCACUGAGGCAGGGAUCUUCGUGGCGGGGGUCUCGUGGGCUCGUGGCCUUGCUGCUGGUUGCCUUGUCAGCAUGUGUGGUGGCCAUGUGGUUGUAUGUGACCUCUCUGGACAGCGAUAUCACAGAAACUCUGGUCAGCCAGAGGGAGCUGGUCUCUCCUCAGCCCAGAGUCUACAGCGUCCAGUGCUCUGAGGACUACGAGAACUACAAACGUUACCCAGGAUGCACCCCUCAGAAGUGUGGCCGUGCUGUCACAGACGCCGUGGUGACGAGGGAGGAGGCUCAGGUCCUCAGGAGACUGGCUGAGAGGGGGCUGGCGCUGGCUGGGUCAGAAGGAGGAGCCUCCAUACUGGACCUGCACUCUGGGGCGCUGUCAAUGGGAAAACAAUUUGUCAACAUCUACAGGUAUUUUGGGGAUCAGGUCAGGGAUGUGUUCACACAAGAAGACUUCCAACUUUACAGAAAUGUUCGUGGGAGAAUCCAGGCGGUUAUCGCUGAGACGUUUGGUUUGAACCCAACACUGAUGUACCUCACCAAGCCCACCUUCUUCUCCAGAAUCAACAGCACGGCAGCCCAGACCCAACAUGACGAGUACUGGCACCCGCACAUUGACAAGGUGACUUAUGGAUCUUUUGACUACACCUCUCUGCUGUACCUGUCUGACUACGGAUCUGACUUCACUGGGGGAAGAUUUGUCUUCAUGGACCAAAAUGGCAACAGAACAGUGGAGCCACGGGCAGGACGAGUUUCCUUCUUCUCUUCUGGCUCAGAGAACCUCCACCGUGUGGAGAAGGUGACGUGGGGGACGCGCUACGCCAUCACCGUGUCCUUCACCUGCGACCCAGCGCACGCCAUAACCGACCCCGCCCUGCCCUGAGGCGUCCGUUGGAUGAUGGAUAACACCGCUGCCCACCGGCUCGGACAAGCUCUGCAGCAAAGAAGGGAAACAGAAAGGAAGGACAAGAGGAAGUCGUGAGAUUUUAUAUGGAGGUUCUACUCAUUGGUAUACUAUAGCUGCACAUUCAGUAUCUGUUAUUUUUAUUUUCAGGUAUUGACUUUCUUCCCCUUUACUGAUUGUGCAACAGAAGAAAAGCCACAUGUGGUCUCUCUCUCUUAUGUAGAGGUGGUUUCCUAUUUGUUACUAGCCCUUGUGUUUCUAUCCAAUUUUCUACAGCGUUUUCUUUUUUUUUUUUUUCUUGCUCUAUCCUAAUCGCUGGUAUUAGGGGUGUUUGGGUUCCCCACAGGUUUCCACAAGCGCGCUCUCCUUGAUCAUUCAGGGGACAGCUCGAGAACAAACUGUUUUUCUGCUGAAACGGACUUAAAGAGGCUAAAGUGGGAUUGUGUUUCUGCCGCUUGUCUCUCUGUUUUUUUUUCUUUUUAAGGAGAGCUGUCGAUUCCUUGAAGAAUAGAUAUAAAUCUGGUGAAACUCUCACUGAAUCAAGCUUUCAUCACCAAAUCCCCCACUCAGACCAUGACCCAGGAGGUGUUUUUGAAGGACUCUCUCUCUGUCCAAGAGAAAAAUGGCUCUUUCUAGUUUGCUAACAUGUGCUUCUGUGGUGACGGUGAGAACGGUUUGAAGUUAAAUACUGACCUGAAAAGCCCUUGUUUCUUUGUCUCCUUAUAGCACUCAGACUUAUUGGUUUUCCUCCAGCAGUCCAGCACACUUGAGUAUUAACAGUUUUUAUUAAAUCAACCAAUAUUAUUCAUGUGUACACCACUACUGAUUGCUACUAGAGUCUUGUCUGCACUUCCUUAGUGCGCCAGACACUCGAGGAAUUGCUUGAUUGAUCAAACACUGUUGUGUGAUGGAGAAGUCAUCGUCCUUGCUUUUCUGAUUUUCCACACAGCUGCUCGCAACCAUCCACUGUCUCCGUUCUCAUUUCUUCGGCAUAGAUUCUUAAAUUGAUUUCAGAAUCAAUCAUUUUAUAUAUUUUUAAUGUGCCAAUCAUCUUUUUCCAAUCUUUACUUUUUAUAACUUUUUUUUAAUCGAAUGUUAGUUUCUUUUGUAAUACUUAAUGGCAUUUUCUUGUGAUAGAAGAUGGGAUCAGAAAUAAAAUAACAUGGUAAGUGAAAAGCAAUAUUUGUUCCAGUAAUGAAAAUGUUCUAUUUAUUCUUGUUGCGUAGGAUGUUGAUUACUCUUUGUGACAGGGAGGCAUUUUCCUCUAAUCACAACAAGACUGAAUAAGUUGUUUUCUCCUCGCCAACAUGAGAUCCACGUAUGAUAAAGGGCAAAUAAUUGUUUGGCAAAUGAAGGGAUUUUUAUUUUCUUGGGCUCUUGAAUGCAAGACAUUGUUUGCCUACAUUUUGUUCAUGUCUGCAGCUUUGUCAUCAGUCUUUUUAAAAAAACAGGAGCCACUUUCACAUGUACCCAAACCCUGUUUUUUUGUUUUGUUUUUUUAAUUCAUUUUUUUCUAUCGUUGCAGGCAGUUAAUAGCUUCUCUUGAUUUCAUAUAACGAUCUGUAAGCAGACUUCUGAAAUGAGUUCUGCUGGCAUUGGACAUUAAGUCUGUCGUCUUUUUUUUUGUUAAACAUACAAUUACAUUUUGAAGAUAAGAUAAAAAAGAUUUUUCCAAUUAUUCUACAUGUAAAGGUCCCAUAUUGUGUCUGUUUUUAGCUAGCUGUGAGCACAGAGAGCAGGAGAGAAGAACAUGGACGUAAACACUGGCAGACCACAAUAGGUGACAUGAAACCACUCAACCCACCCAGCCCUUGUUUAUUGGUUUCAAAGUUUCCAAUGUCUCUGAAAGCCCCUCAGCUUUACCAUCUCCACCGAGUGCUGACCUGUGGGCAUAUGAUGAGAAUGAAUGGUAACGUUCGCCACAUCAGGUUAGGGAUUUUGGUGGUGACAUUUCCAUCAAAAAUAAAAGUAGUCCACCUGGUAUUCAGUUUCUAAGAUGCUGGGAGUGCAUGAGGACUCUUGCGUUAAUUUUUGCAGCGAACAUUUGUUGAGCUUUGCUUGCGGCUGAAACAUUUUAAAGUUAACAUUUAGCAUUGCUCUCGAACUUGAGGAAUGGCAAAGGAGACGUCUUCAUAUCUAAUCAUAACAGCUUUUUACUUUACACCAAGUUUUUCCACACAAUCCCACACAAAAUAUAAGGGGUUUUCACCAUAUGGGACCUUUGCUAUUCCUUUAAAUUGUUUUGUUUUGCACUUGUGGCUCUGGCAUAUUAUUAACUCAUAAACCUGAGCACACUAGCAAACUUUCUUAACUACCCUUCUUGUUUCUGUACACCUUUUGAAUGAAAGUCCAACGUUCACUCUCUUUUUCUUUAGCUCUGUCUGAGUUGCCACCAGCUCCUGAGGGGAACAUCCAUUAAAUGCUUAAAAGCUAGUUGCUGAUUUUGCCAGUUUUAAUGUUCGACUGGGAGUGAACACGAAUGUAUGGAAGGUUUUAUUGUUAUUGAAAAUGGAUGUGUUUUGCAGCUGGAGAUGAUGUUGAGAGCUGUGGAGUUGGCUGACACUUCUCUGUAAGUUUGUCACUAAGAGUUGGCCCUUUCACAUUUUAGUCAUUUAAUAAACGGUUACUACAAAAAUAUUGAA
Stegastes partitus (bicolor damselfish) is the source of this 3694-nucleotide messenger RNA. RefSeq names its product 2-oxoglutarate and iron dependent oxygenase domain containing 3 (gene ogfod3). The transcript has 9 exons. Gene Ontology annotation, molecular function: L-ascorbic acid binding; iron ion binding; oxidoreductase activity, acting on paired donors, with incorporation or reduction of molecular oxygen. Lineage: Eukaryota; Metazoa; Chordata; Actinopteri; Pomacentridae. The record is from RefSeq and is a predicted model, not a curated record. Gene Ontology annotation, cellular component: membrane. The coding region runs from base 81 to 1031 and encodes 316 amino acids.